This is a messenger RNA of Aegilops tauschii subsp. strangulata, 1240 nucleotides long. RefSeq names its product F-box protein GID2. NCBI's taxonomy places the organism in Eukaryota, Viridiplantae, Streptophyta, Magnoliopsida, Poales, Poaceae. Gene Ontology annotation, cellular component: SCF ubiquitin ligase complex. Gene Ontology annotation, molecular function: protein binding. The record is from RefSeq and is a predicted model, not a curated record. Gene Ontology annotation, biological process: regulation of gibberellic acid mediated signaling pathway; gibberellic acid mediated signaling pathway.
ACGAGCUCCCCCUCCCCUUCCCUUCCCUUCCCCCGGCGAUCCUCCCAGCCAAAUCCCUCCCGCUAGGGGACCUCGCACGCCGCUCUAGAUCUAGAUCCGCCCCGUCGUGCCCGCAAGCGUUCGAUCCCUCCCUCCCUCGCUCGCCCGCCCGCGCAGCCAGGCAGCGGAUCCGGCGAGGCGAGGCCCAAGUAGAUCGAUACCUCCGCCUCGCCAUGAAGGGCCCUUCCGGUUCCUCGGGCGGCCGCGAUCCGUGGGCGCCUCCUCCCGGUUCGGGUGGUGGUGGCGGCGGCGGAUCCAGCCAGCCGGCCAAGAAGCAGCAGCGGACGGCGAGCUCGGGCCAGGCCGACGAGGCCUCCACCUCCUCCUCCUCCUCACAGCCCCCGCCACAGCAGCAGCAGCCUGCGCCGGAUGGGGGAGAUGUGCCGUACCUUGGGGAGGACCUGAUGUUCGAGGUGCUGCGGCGGGCGGAGGCGCGGACGCUGGCCUCGGCGGCGUGCGUCAGCCGGGGCUGGCGGGCCCUCGCGCAGGACGAGCGGCUCUGGGAGGCGGCGUGCGUGCGCGAGUGGGCCGACCUUGGCUUCUCCGAGCAGCAGCUCCGCGCCGUCGUGCUCUCGCUCGGCGGCUUCCGCCGCCUGCACGCCGUCUCCAUCCGGCCCAUCCAGCGGCGCCGUGCCGGUGUUCCUGCUGCGCCUGCUCAGGGAAGGGGAAGGCGGCAGCAGCCUCCUGCCAGGCUGGGCCGGGACCAGGUCCAGCUGUCGCUGUCGCUCUUCUCCAUCGGCUUCUUUCAGAACAUGCCUAAUCAGCCCCCUCCUAAGAAGAAAGAUGAGGGUGAUGGCAGCGAUAAGGGUGGAGGUGGGCGGUGCGGGUGAUCCAACUGGCUUUGCCUAACAGCUAGUCUGCACAAGAGAGAGCAUAAGAAGUUGGGCUGAUUGAUAAGAGACAUGAAAGAGAUGGGGUGGGACUGCAAGGUGGUCGGAUUAUGCUGUUCUAAUAUGGACAGGUGUAUGGGUUCUGAUAGGUCAUAAAUUCACCUGGAAAUGUGGAUAGGUGGUGUGUGGGUACUGAUGGGUUGUUGGUUUAGUUGAAGUGUCAUGGGACAAAUGGGGUGCCAUACCCAUGUCAUAUCGAAUCGCUUGAUUUUGAUCUGACAGUAUAUAGUAUGUUGCUUAAGUUGGUUUGAAUUAUAUUGUGUAAAAUUCUCGCUUUAAAGAUUUGAGCAAUGUGAAAUUAUGUGAUUGAA